CCUCAGAACGCGCUUUUUGGACCGCCCUGCUGGCGUUACGGGCCAUCGUCCUAAACUUCUCCCAGACGGAAGACGGAAUAUGAUGGCAUAUCAUGCCCUGCUGGAUCAUGUCUUUCGCUCGCUUGCUUGGUGGAUCGUCCGCGUCACUGAUGUGAGGAGCUUCAGCAAUCAUUACAUUGCAGUCCUUGCACGUUGGUCAGUCAAGCUCAAGACCAUUGCCCUGGAUCCAACACGGUGGGCAGAGAACUCGUUGGCGCGCGCAGAAGACGUUCUUCGACAAAUCAACACCAUGCAAAAGAGUGAAGAUGUCAUUGUUAUCGAGUUUCCUGGAGAUGAGAAAAAGCCGGUCGUGUUUCCAAAUGACACUGAUUGGGACAUCGGGUACUAUCAGGGCAAAAGCUUGUUCCGUGAUCAGCUCCAUACGUUGGUGUCCGCGGUGUUAUCCUCCCUCGACGUCCGAUUCCUCCUCCUUGGAGACCAACUGCGCACGCUUCUCUGUCGAAGUGGGCUCGACCAAGAACUGCGUCAGUUUACCAUAAACGGGAGCGGUGCAAUCCAAACAUCUACCAAUAUCAAGGACAUGCUUCGAAGCUAUACAGCUCUCAAACUUCUGCUGGCAAUAUCACGCAAAAUAGGCCAGGUCGAAGACAUUCCGGCCAGUCAUUCGGACAACUCAGUCAAGGUCGUCUGGAACUGCCAGAGUGACAAUUCUCAGCCCAAACCUGAUACAGGCACUGUUGAGACCACUCGACUGGAUCAUGUUGUGUCUCUCCUCCUGCCAAUGGCCAUUGCAGGCCAGUCUGCGAGAGUGACUUCCCUAGAUACACUACUAAGCGUUUUCGUGAGAGCAGCAAAUGAACCCCCACAGCCUGCCUUGCAGGUAUCAGUCGAGAAUUUCCCGAGGCUUGAGGUAAAUUUAAGCAUGCGAUGGAAUCAUGCUGCCAGAUCACGAGAUGCCAAGAGGGAGGCCGGUGUUUUGCCGCCGUUCAAAGCGCCACUCAUGGUUUCAGAGGACGAUACAGAAGUAGACAUCGGCAAUGACUCCCCCGAGUAUUUGCUGCGGCAAGGUGUCGCACAGGUCUUGCAGGACUAUGCAUCUCGGAAGGCCGAGAUCCUGAGCUGGACUGUAACACAAGAUACUGUCAGCGUGAGCACAAAGCGAUACUCAAGCACUGCUCUAGUUAUCGCUAUAGGCGCCAUUCUCGGCAGCAUCCCACUACCCUUCGUUGUAAAGGAUAGUCUGCCGGGUGUGGACCCCUUCCAGCUGGUCAUGUUCAGCUGGCUCCUCGUCGGUGCUUUCCUCGUGGUGGCCAAGAGCCGGUACGUGGAGAACUGGCCGUGGCACGACUUCCUCCGCAUGCAGGUCGUUUGCCGGAGUGUCUCAGAGCUGGCCAAGGCUGCAAGAGUGGACAGGCAGGCUGUCUUGCUACACCUUCUACAUCACGAGUAUCGACACCCCUUGGUUUUCAGUGGCCCAUAUCCGGGCAUGUUUCGUCGCCAGAAGGACUCCGGAGGCUUCAACGUCGACGUCCCCACGCAACACGCCACUAUUGUAGCAGCUGGGUUCAUCGUCUUCGAAGGUUUCGAGUCGCAACUUGAUUCGGACAAGUUGGAGAAGCGCACAGUCAUACAGGACACGCGAGAGGGCAGGGACGGCGAAAGGCUUGCGUUUCAGGUGGAUGAAAUGUCUCGUACAGUAGCUGGGAAGCGUAGGCUUAAGCGUAUCAAAGGGCAAAACGAAGAGGAGGAGCAACGCAUUAUUCGACGUUUCGAGGUACUUGGUCUCUCGACCAAGGACUGGAACUUUACUUAGCCCGGAUUUUCUAGAACAGGACAACGUGAAAUUGAGCAUACUAUCAUCUUCGGUACGAGACCACUUGGCCCAUUCUGGUCGUGCCGCCAGUGAUGAUAAUGGCGAUCCGCAUUUCUCUUCAAAGGGCUGAUGCUAGAAUAGAUUAGAUGAAUAAUAAGG
Microdochium trichocladiopsis is the source of this 1972-nucleotide messenger RNA. RefSeq lists its product as uncharacterized. The record is from RefSeq and is a predicted model, not a curated record. NCBI's taxonomy places the organism in Eukaryota, Fungi, Ascomycota, Sordariomycetes, Xylariales, Microdochiaceae. The transcript is spliced from 2 exons. The coding region runs from base 80 to 1813 and encodes 577 amino acids.